UCCUAUUUCAGUCUGUCUGUCAGAAAAUUCAAGGCUCAUGAGAGUGUGUGAGGAGCUUCAGAGCCCAUGGGGCUCUUGGCCUGCAGUGUCUUGAUCAAGAAAAUGGAACCUCUCCCAGGAUGGGGGUCGUCACCCUGGAGCCAGGCCCCUACAGACAACACCUUCAGGCUGGUGCUGUGUGUCUUCCUUUUGAACUUGCUGCAGUGCAUCUCUGCCCAGCCCCCGUGCAGACAGGAGGAGUUCCCUGUGGGGAAGGAGUGCUGCCCCAUGUGUAACCCAGGUUACCACGUGAAGCAGGUCUGCAGUGAGCAUACAGGCACAGUGUGUGCCCCCUGUCCCCCACAGACAUUUACCGCCCAUGCAAAUGGCCUGAGCAAGUGUCUGCCCUGCGGAGUCUGUGACCCAGACAUGGGCCUGCUGACCUGGCAGGAGUGCUCCAGCUGGAAGGACACUGUGUGCAGAUGCAUCCCAGGCUACUUCUGUGAGAACCAGGAUGGGAGCCACUGUUCCGCAUGCUUGCCGCACAACGCCUGCCCUCCAGGGCAGAGGGUAGAGAAGAGAGGUACUCACAACCAGGACACUGUAUGUGCUGAUUGCCUAACAGGGACCUUCUCACUCGGAGGGACUCAGGAGGAAUGCCUGCCCUGGACCAAGUGCAGUACAUUUCAACAAGAAGUAACACAUGGGACCAGCAGCACAGACACCACCUGCUCCUCCCGGGUCGUCUUCUGGGUUGUGUCCAGCCUUUUGGCCCAGUAUCCAGGGAGCUGGAGCCUUUCCAGCAGGAACAACAGGAGAACGCCAUCAGGUUUCCAGUCACCGAGGUUGGGCUUGCUGAGACGGAGGAGGAGACAGCCUCCGACUGCACAAGUUCUGGGUGAAGAGACACCGAGGAGACCAUGGUGGAAAGCUUCCAUAUGCCGUAGAGGCAUGACAGAUGCCCUGGGCUGGUGCAGCAUCACACAACAGUGGUCAUGUGGUCAUGGCUCAGGGUGUAGGAGUUGCUUUGCCAUUCUUAGUGUUAAAUAGGCUCAUCUGACCCCAACCAAACACUAAGAGGUGGUGAUCCAACUAGUCAGCCUGUAACAGCUCUGCCUAGGCCUGUAACCUAGCCUAACCAGCUCAGCCUAUAACCUAGGCCUCUGCCUGUCCUGGAAAUGUUAAAGCUAGGCCUGCUUAUUCAGAGGGCUGCCUCCUGGGGCCUACGUGAUCCUUCAACUGGGGGGCGGGGAGUGGGGCUCCAGUGCUUUCUAUUCUUCUCCUGUGUGUGUGUGUGUGUGUGUGUGUGUGUGUGUGUGUGUGUGUUUUACCCCCCUUUUCUACCGGCCCCAGAAAAAUCAAGUGUUACCCUCUCACUGUUUCACCAGCCCCAGAGAGUUUUCUGCAGGCCCCAGAGAACUAAGUUUUACACGCUCAGAGAAAAGUCUGCGGAGGGAUCGAUCAAUCGCAGACUCUACACCUCUCCUCAGUGUACCUGACCAGUCGAAGCUGGCCUUUGACAUUUGUCCCUUAGUAGCUAGCCAUCUUGAGUUAACCUGGGCUUCACCAAUUCGACUAGAUUGGACUAUCACUGAGCCCUGAGCCCCGGGUAUCCCCUUGGCUCUGUCUCCUCAGUGUUGGGAUUAAGGUACUAUGUCAAACUUUUAAAGUAGAUUCUGAGGAUGAACUUCAGGUCAUUAUGCUGUGGAGCAUGUACUGUAGCAAUUGAACCAUCCCCCUGGCU
Molecule: messenger RNA, 1723 nt
Organism: Mus pahari (shrew mouse)
Lineage: Eukaryota; Metazoa; Chordata; Mammalia; Rodentia; Muridae
Gene: Tnfrsf14
Product: TNF receptor superfamily member 14
Exons: 9
Coding region: 67-1029 (320 amino acids)
Biological process (GO): defense response to Gram-negative bacterium; positive regulation of cytokine production involved in immune response; positive regulation of T cell migration
Cellular component (GO): external side of plasma membrane
Molecular function (GO): protein binding
Source: RefSeq, a predicted model, not a curated record